Molecule: messenger RNA, 1562 nt
Organism: Ochotona curzoniae (black-lipped pika)
Lineage: Eukaryota; Metazoa; Chordata; Mammalia; Lagomorpha; Ochotonidae
Product: ATP-sensitive inward rectifier potassium channel 12
Exons: 1
Coding region: 31-1341 (436 amino acids)
Biological process (GO): potassium ion import across plasma membrane; regulation of monoatomic ion transmembrane transport
Cellular component (GO): plasma membrane
Molecular function (GO): inward rectifier potassium channel activity
Source: RefSeq, a predicted model, not a curated record
GGCACGAGCCGGGGCUCCCCGCCACCCGGGAUGACCGCAGCCAGCCGGGCCAACCCCUACAGCAUCGUGUCAUCGGAGGAGGACGGGCUGCACCUGGUCACCAUGUCGGGCGCUAACGGCUUCGGCAACGGCAAGGUGCACACGCGGCGCCGCUGCCGCAACCGCUUCGUCAAGAAAAACGGGCAGUGCAACAUCGAGUUCGCCAACAUGGACGAGAAGUCGCAGCGCUACCUGGCUGACAUGUUCACCACCUGCGUGGACAUCCGCUGGCGCUACAUGCUGCUUAUCUUCUCGCUGGCCUUCCUGGCCUCCUGGUUGCUAUUCGGGGUUAUCUUCUGGGUGAUCGCCGUGGCUCAUGGUGACCUGGAGCCGGCUGAGAGCCGGGGCCGCACCCCCUGUGUGCUGCAGGUGCACGGCUUCAUGGCGGCCUUCCUGUUCUCCAUCGAGACGCAGACCACCAUCGGCUACGGGCUGCGCUGCGUGACCGAGGAGUGCCCCGUGGCCGUCUUCAUGGUGGUGGCCCAGUCCAUCGUGGGCUGCAUCAUCGACUCCUUCAUGAUCGGCGCCAUCAUGGCCAAGAUGGCGCGCCCCAAGAAGCGGGCACAGACAUUGCUGUUCAGCCACAAUGCCGUGGUGGCAUUGCGCGACGGCAAGCUCUGCCUCAUGUGGCGCGUGGGCAACCUGCGCAAGAGUCACAUCGUGGAGGCCCACGUGCGCGCCCAGCUCAUCAAGCCCAGGGUCACCGAGGAGGGCGAGUACAUCCCGCUGGACCAGAUCGACAUCGACGUGGGCUUCGACAAGGGCCUUGAUCGCAUCUUCCUGGUCUCGCCCAUCACCAUCCUGCACGAGAUCGACGAGGCCAGCCCGUUGUUCGGCAUCAGCCGGCAGGACCUGGAGACGGACGACUUCGAGAUUGUCGUCAUCCUUGAGGGCAUGGUGGAGGCCACGGCCAUGACCACGCAGGCCCGCAGCUCCUACCUGGCCAAUGAGAUCCUGUGGGGCCACCGUUUUGAGCCGGUUCUCUUCGAGGAGAAAAACCAGUAUAAGAUCGACUAUGCGCACUUCCAUAAGACUUAUGAGGUGCCCUCCACGCCCCGCUGCAGCGCCAAGGACCUGGUCGAGAACAAGUUCCUGCUGCCCAGCGCCAGCUCCUUCUGCUACGAGAACGAGCUGGCCUUCCUAAACCGCGAUGAGGAUGAUGAGGGUGAUACGGGAGACCCGGUUGCCGCCGCUGCCGCCGCUGUCCCCGGCCGCAGCCCCCAGGCCAGGCACGACUUUGACAGGCUGCAGCCGGCUGGGACCCUGGAGCAGCGACCCUACAGACGGGAGUCAGAGAUCUGAGCCACUCCCGGGGCCUAGGUGCAGUGUCCGCUCCCGCCUUGCUGGGUUGUGGGGUGGGGAUAAGGGAGUGGCCCCAGUGGGCGGCUGCCCGCUGCCCACUGCCCCCAGGUUGGAGCAGACCGGGCAGGCUGCGGGCUCACAGACUCAGUAGCGUUGUAGUUGUCUCCAGUUUCUUUGCAAUAGCCUCAGGGGGUGGUCAGUGGGGACCGGAGAGUGGCGGU